This is a messenger RNA of Mycotypha africana, 498 nucleotides long. RefSeq lists its product as uncharacterized. The transcript is spliced from 2 exons. The annotation marks the transcript as partial. The record is from RefSeq and is a predicted model, not a curated record. Lineage: Eukaryota; Fungi; Mucoromycota; Mucoromycetes; Mucorales; Mycotyphaceae. Gene Ontology annotation, molecular function: protein binding.
GGUGGUGCUGACAAUCGGUUUUUCAUCUAUGAUUUGCAAACAAGCUCUUUAAACCGAGAGUUGAAGCUGAAUUCACGUAUCACGCAGAUUAUACCAAGUCCGAUCAAUCCGAACAUUGCACUUAUAACAACGGCUGGUCGUUCUGAACAAUUUAUCGUUUUCGAUCAACGUCUCCAAGGCUACGAUGGAAUUACUUUAAAGUUUGGUCAACAAGAAGGGGACAACCUGUCCCGUUACGUUCGACCAGAUAUUCAUCAAAAUGGCUAUGUGGUAUGUUGUGGAUCACAGUCGAAUGCUAAGCUCAAUUUCUGGGACUUAAGAUCCCGUAAUGUCAUACGAGGAGGACCCUCUUUCAGUUUGGAUACAGGCAUGAGUGCACGUAUCUUACGCUCGGUAUUUUUACCGUAUAAAAAUACGGUGGUGUCAACGUCAUCGUAUAGAGAAUUAGCUUGGCUAGACUACAAUGUAAAGAAGGAUGAAAUGAUACAGACACUUUAA